Lepus europaeus (European hare) is the source of this 1281-nucleotide messenger RNA. It is a transcript of the gene SOX17, whose product is annotated as SRY-box transcription factor 17. Lineage: Eukaryota; Metazoa; Chordata; Mammalia; Lagomorpha; Leporidae. The record is from RefSeq and is a predicted model, not a curated record. Gene Ontology annotation, molecular function: RNA polymerase II cis-regulatory region sequence-specific DNA binding; DNA-binding transcription activator activity, RNA polymerase II-specific. The transcript has 2 exons. Gene Ontology annotation, biological process: positive regulation of transcription by RNA polymerase II; angiogenesis; vasculogenesis. Bases 1 to 1281 code for a protein of 426 amino acids.
AUGAGCAGUCCGGACGCGGGAUACGCCAGUGACGAUCAGAGCCAGCCCCGGAGCGCGCUGCCCGCGGUGAUGGCCGGACUGGGCCCCUGCCCCUGGGCCGAGUCGCUGAGUCCCCUCGGGGACAUGAAGGUGAAGGGCGAGGCGGCAGCGAGCAGCGGAACGACGGCCGGGGCCGCGGGCCGAGCCAAGGGAGAGUCCCGCAUCCGGCGACCAAUGAAUGCCUUCAUGGUGUGGGCAAAAGACGAGCGCAAGCGGCUGGCGCAGCAGAACCCGGACCUGCACAACGCUGAGCUGAGCAAGAUGCUGGGCAAGUCGUGGAAGGCGCUGACGCUGGCGGAAAAGCGGCCCUUCGUGGAGGAGGCCGAGCGGCUGCGCGUUCAGCACAUGCAGGACCACCCCAACUACAAGUACCGGCCGCGGCGCCGCAAGCAGGUGAAGCGGCUGAAGCGGGUGGAGGGAGGCUUCCUGCACGGCCUCACCGAGCCGCAGGCCACCGCGAUGGGCCCCGAGGCCGCUCGUGUGGCCAUGGACGGCCUGGGCCUGCCCUUCCCGGAGCAGGGCUUCCCCGCCGGCCCGCCGCUGCUGCCCCCGCACAUGGGCGGCCCCUACCGCGACUGCCAGGGCCUGGGCGCGCCCCCACUCGACGGCUACCCGCUGCCCACGCCUGACACGUCCCCGCUGGACGGCGUGGAGCCCGAUCCGGCCUUCUUCGCCGCGCCGUUGCCCGGGGACUGCCCGGGCGCCGGCACCUAUAGCUACGCUCAAGUCUCGGACUACGCGGUGGCUCCGGAGCCGCCCGGUCCCGUGCACCCCCGGCUGGGUCCCGAGUCCGCGGGCCCCGCAAUGCAGGGCCUCCUGGCGCCCCCCAGCGCCCUGCACAUGUACUACGGCGCCAUGGGCUCGCCCUCGGUGGGCGGCGGGCGCAGCUUCCAGAUGCAGCCGCCGCCGCAGCAACAGCAGCCGCCGCCGCCACCGCCGCAGCAGCAGCACCAGCAGCACCCGCAGCACCAGCACCCGCCGGGACCCGGGCAGCCGUCGCCCCCUCCCGAGGCGCUGCCCAGCCGGGAUGGAGCGGACCCCAGCCAGCCCGCCGAGCUUCUCGGGGAAGUGGACCGCACGGAGUUUGAACAGUACCUGCACUUCGUGUGCAAGCCCGACAUGGGGCUCCCCUACCAGACACAUGACUCCAGUGUGAAUCUCUCCGACAGCCACGGGGCCAUCUCCUCCGUGGUGUCGGACGCCAGCUCCGCGGUGUACUACUGCAAUUACCCCGACGUCUGA